Molecule: messenger RNA, 732 nt
Organism: Clonostachys byssicola
Lineage: Eukaryota; Fungi; Ascomycota; Sordariomycetes; Hypocreales; Bionectriaceae
Source: the annotation of a GenBank genome assembly
AUGUCGACUGACAAUACUAUCACUUUCUUCGAUAUUCCGACUAAGGAGCCGAAGACAUGCUGGUCAUUUAACACUUGGAGAGUGCGGUUGAUACUUAAUUAUAAAGGCCUAGACUACAAGACUGAAUGGAUCGAAUAUCCCGACCUCAAGCCAACAUUUGAGCCACAUUUACCACCAAAUGAAAUGGCAGGCGGUAUAUAUACAGCUCCAACUAUCCGGCUCCCUGACGGCACCUACGUCAUGGACUCCAAACACAUCUCGGCUCUCCUUGAGGAAAGGCAUCCUGAACCUAGCAUCCACCUGGAUCCAGAACUUUACGCGAGGCUGAUAGAGCAGCUAAAGGGGGGAAUGGGAAGUUUGACAACGGUUUAUGUUACUCAGGUGCCAGCACGCCUCCUCAGUGAACGCAGCGUUGAAUUCUUCAAGAGGACUCGCGAGGAAAUGCUAGGUAUGACACUUGAAGAAUACGCGAAGUCGGUACCACGGGACGAGGCAUUUGCAAAAGCCGCGCCUUAUCUGCAGAAGAUCACUGGGAUGUUACAAGAGAAGGAAGGGCCAUUUUUCAAGGGAGAACAAGCCAGCUACACUGACUUUGUCUGGGCUGGGGUUUUACUCUUUUUCAAGGUCCAAGGUGAUGAAACUUUCGAAGAUUUCAUGAAGAGCACUGGUGACCGUACAGUUCAUGAAAAGUUCUUGGAAGCCUUGAGCCCGUGGACAAAGCGGCAUGACUGA